Molecule: messenger RNA, 1269 nt
Organism: Exaiptasia diaphana
Lineage: Eukaryota; Metazoa; Cnidaria; Anthozoa; Actiniaria; Aiptasiidae
Product: protein rolling stone
Exons: 3
Coding region: 138-947 (269 amino acids)
Cellular component (GO): membrane
Source: RefSeq, a predicted model, not a curated record
AACAAAGGUAUUGGCCUUCGAUUUUGGAAUAUUUUAAUGUCAGCGCGAGGUAUUAGGCUGCACUUCACUGAAAUCCUUAGUUAUAGAGUUUCCCUAGGAAAGAAAGUCAAGCCUGCAAUAGUUGCAAAGAGAUCAUUAUGGUACAAAGAUUUCGCGAAGAGUUUCGUCUCCGAUGUUUUUCUCURAAUUACUCAGACUAUGUUUCAUUCUCUCGUUCAAAGUGGAUGCCACCUGUCAUAUAUCUGAUUUAUCGAUGGGUAGUAGCUCUCUUCUUUGUCAUCUUCUUUCUCCGUGGMCGUGUAGGAAACUGGUACACGGGCUACUUUACCGGUUGGGGYCUGGCGACUAUUACCAUUUACGUCUCUUUGUACGUGAUCCUAUGCUCCUAUCAGUUCUACCGAUCAAAAACCCACCCCAAUAUAUCRUUGGCAACAGAGAAUGAUAUACAGCCUAUUCAAWACACAGAAGAGCUACAUCCUGUGAUGGUAUGGGGUUAUAGAAUAGUUUGGAUGCUAUUCAACAUCGCUGCUGUCAAUUCUUUGAUCGUUUCUGUUGGUUACUGGGGGGCUAUUUACAGUCAGUAUUCAGAUAAAAUUGGCCUUGGGUUUGGUAAUAUUGUUGCUCAUCUGGUUAAUGCUUUAUUCAUGUUAUUCGAGGCUUGGGUAACGCCCUUUCCUGUGCGCGUUUUACACUUUGUCUACUGUCAGUUGUAUGGCCUUCUGUAUGUCACGCAAUCCGUGAUCUACUUCCUGGUCAACGGUAAAGUCUUCUAUUACUUCCUGGACUACUCGAAACCUGGACUCGCAAUUGGUUCCAUCAUUGGUGUGUUUUUUGUUCUUCAGCCUCUGGUGCAGCUGUUCUUUUAUGGGAUUUAUCGACUGAGGGAAUGGUUGCUGACCAAGUGUUCGCAUACCGAGGCUCAAGAUAAUGAUGCCAUCCCAACAUAAAUCAAAACAGUGAUGAAUUUACGUUUACGCUGUAGCUAUCGCAAAACGAUUGUCACAUGGAUUAAGAGUAAAAAAAACUUUUGUGAUUUUGCGAGGAAUAAUUUCAAURCUGUGAGAAAAGAGAGAAAGUUCAACUCGAAUGAUCUUCUUUUAUCUUUCGAUAUUAUUUCCCAGUUCAAUUUUCAACUGAGUGUUUUCGCAAGACGAUCAAGAUUUAUAUAUACAUAGUAUUUGCUAUACAACAUGUAGUUUAUAUCACAGCUGUAGUUGAAAAGCAGUAGAAAGCAUUUUUUAAUUAAAAAAUGUUUUGUUUUGACUAUUA